AUGAUCCUCACGAAGCAACAAAACUCUGAUCUGACUGGUAUCCAAUUUUCCAGCAAUUUGUAUUGCUGUGCGCCUACUAUGACGGCACUAAACGAAAUUAUUGACCCUGACGGGGACACUCUGAUAAUCAUUCCGUACACGACUAGUUCAUCUGAGACCACGGAUGCUAGUGAGACUACCCACAGCCACGAAGGUACUGAUACAGAUACAGUAACAGAAACUCGGUUCAAGGUAUCCAGAAACCAUCUUACGGUAGCGUCUCGACGCGCGAAAAGAAUGUUUCAAGGAGAGUAUCUUGAAACCCAGAAAUCGGAGAUUGACGGCUGCUAUCACUGGAAAUUCGAGCCUAUAUUUGACCCUGAGGCUCUGGGAAUAGUCUUGCGAAUUAUGCAUGCAAGCAAUCAGAAUCUACCGGACAAUGUCACGCUCGAGAUGUUAGUCUCAAUUGGUAAAAUUGUGGACGAUUUGCAGUGCCACGAAGCUCUAUCUUUCUUUGUCAAAGUGUGGACCAGCCGAAUUGGCCAACCUAUUCCUCAUUACAUGUGCAAAUCACUGAUUCAGUGGAUCUUUGUUGCAUCCGUGUUUAAAUUCGAUGAGUAUCUUAGGAAGGCGACAAGAGUUGCAUUGAUGGAUAGCACCGGACACAUCGAUAGUUUGGGGCUCCCCAUUAUCUCAGACAUCAUCGACAAAAUUGAGAAGAAGAGACAUGAUCUUCUAAAAGACCUAGCUGAUCAGCUACAUUCCUCCUUGCAAAACUUAUGCUCAGGAAGUCAUUGCAAUGAGCCGCAAUGUACGUAUGUGAUGAUUGGGGGAUUGUCAAAGAAUAUGAAUGACCUGAAAUUAUUCUCGCCUGCGCCUGAAGGAGCUUUCCCGAAUAUGAGUUUGUGCUCGGCGUUCAAGAAAGUGCGAAGCUUUGACUCACCGCCUCUGUAUAUUCCAUCAAAAACUGCGACUCAAAAAGUACCCCCUUCACCCUAUUCGUCAUGGUCACAACCCAAAGAGAAUGUCUGGGUGUUGAAAGAGGAUUAUCGGUUGGGUCAGAAAGACGAGGUCAAACAACUCAAGAUGCACCAAUGUUCCCUACAGGAAUUGCUCGAGCCCAAGAUCGCUUACUUAGAGACCCAAGCUAAACACAUGAAUUUGACUAAUGUCUGA
This is a messenger RNA of Fusarium poae, 1155 nucleotides long. RefSeq lists its product as uncharacterized. The record is from RefSeq and is a predicted model, not a curated record. Lineage: Eukaryota; Fungi; Ascomycota; Sordariomycetes; Hypocreales; Nectriaceae. The transcript is spliced from 5 exons. Bases 1 to 1155 code for a protein of 384 amino acids.